This is a messenger RNA of Linnemannia hyalina, 4620 nucleotides long. The record is from the annotation of a GenBank genome assembly. NCBI's taxonomy places the organism in Eukaryota, Fungi, Mortierellomycota, Mortierellomycetes, Mortierellales, Mortierellaceae.
AUGAGAACUGCAGAACUUAUUGCUCUCUUGCGGAGUCAUGACCGUAACAAGCCUAAUGUUCGAGAGCAUCUCGCCAUGCUCGACCAUACUCGACAGCUCCACCUCCUAGGAGAACUCUCAAACUGGCUCCUAGUCGAGUUACACAAAUACCAGGACCGUCAGACAGGACCCAACGACCUCGAGACUCUGCAACAGGGGUCUGUUCACAGCCAGAUCCGUCAUACUCUCAAGGCUAUUGUUACAGUACUGCAGAGUGUCACGACGACUACGAACGUCAACGGCAGGUCCACCGGCACCACAACGACCAUCAGCAGCAACGGAGCAGCGUCUACUUCACCGGCCGAUGACAGGAAAAAGACUGCAGUUCCUCUCGACGACCGGGGGAAAGGAAAGAUUCUCGAUAACUUUCUUGCACCCAUCCUUAUCGGCACCGUACCUCUAGGACCACGCGUGGACUCGACAGAUGUCCAACUCAUGUGUGCCAAGAUCUUGAGCUUUUGCACCAACCCCCUAACCACCAACCCGCCCUUCCCUCCGCAGGAUUUUUGCAAGCGGAUGAUGUCCGUCUCACCCAGCAAUGGUAGCACCGGACUCGGCAGCCAGCCGCCGUCCAGUUCGAAACAAAGGAGGAGCGGUGGCGCGAAUGUUGUGCUGGCUCUGUCGUCGUUACUCCGAUCGUCCUCGAUCAAGCUACAAGAAUAUGGGCUGCGGAUAUUGACAUCACACAAGCUCAUCGUGCAGGAGAAACUCGCGUGGGAGAUCCUGCCUGCCCUGCGAUCUGUCCUAGAGGAUCUCAGGAAGGAUCUCUCUACGAUUCUGUCGGGUACCAUGUCGGGUUUCCAAGCUGAUCAGGAUAUUGGAGAUGCUUUGGAGAACCCUGGAGUUGGAGCAGGAGCGAGUAACGGUCAAGGAGAUGGUGGUGGCUCUGGCAAGCCGGACGAGUCGUCACUCGUCGGAGUUCGGUCAAGGGGUCUUUUGUUACUACAGUCAUUCUUACAGGAAGCAGGGCAUCAUUCGACAUCAACCAUCGUAUUACAACAUUCUCAUGGGUUGGACAAGCUGAAACUACUCCAAGAGGCUGCCCCGAUGAGCUUGCUGGUCGAGCUCUGGAUAGAACUACAACAAAUCUUCUUUUUCGACAAGGUGGCCCUACCCUCAUGCGACAGGUUGGUCUUGGUCCUCUGCGGAGCAAUUUAUUGGACCUGCUGGAUAUUUCAAGAGAAGGACUCAACCAUGGCGGUGCUGUUGGAGGAAGGGAUGGACACGUUGUUGGCGUGGUACGGUUACUAUAUCACCUCCCAUGACGACGAUUAUCAGGGCCAAGAGUAUGGCGACAAGGACGACAAGGGCCUCCCAGCUGGGCCUUUGACGCAGGACGAUGCUGUCACCAGGAAAGAGGCUGUGCUGAAACACCAGGCUUCUGUUCUAGAGUAUCUAACCAAGCUGAUUGUGAAUCUGGUCUCGAAUAAGAAACGCCAUGCCGCGCUGUACUCUGGAUACCCUCGGCCUGUCGGACUGACUAUUAUGCGGAGGACGAUCGAGUUUUUCAACGACAUACCAACCACCUCGACCCAGUCAGCUGCAACAGGAACCGCCGCUGCCAGCGUAUCAUCAUCACCGCCAUUAACUAGCAACAACGGCGACAGCAACAACUCUGCGGACAAUUCGACUGCUGUAUCGUUGAUCCGACUAAAACCUGGAAUCCUGGAAGCCAUGCUGGGAGUUGUCUUGGGAUGUUUUGGCGCCAACAAGGCCUCUGAGGACCUCAUCGUUUACAGCCGAGUUCCGAACGUCUUGGUGAUGUUGCUUUCUGAACCAGCAACGCGGGAACUCUUUGGGACGCCGUCGAAGGAACUGCCAGAGGCGACAAGCAGGCGGUACCUGCAUCUGGCGUUGAACCUCCUCCCUGGGUUCUUGAAGUAUGACGGCGCGAACGCCUGGAUUGAGAAUGUCAAUUGGAAUGAGUGGACGGUCGGGUACACCGCAUUGGUGGACAGGAUCAUGCGUCCGUUGGAUCAGGAAGCAGAGUCGGCUCGGACCUGGAUCCUGGAGCCGCGCAUGAAUAAGGACGUCGCCAACGACUAUCCUUUCACGCCAGACUUGACCCUGGACGCAGAGAUGGGGUUAAAGGCAUUGAAGGUGUUUGCGUUGUUCUGGAAGUACUAUCCAAAGGGCCGUUGGCUGCUUUCGGAUAUAUUUGGCCCGCGCUUCUUUCAUUUCCGGAUGCUCUACGUCCUUACCGAUUUGAGGGACGAUAGGUUCAUCACUGUUGGCACGGGAGAUGUGAUGGCGGCAGGCGGCUCCAAGUGGAUCCAGGAACGAGCGUUGUUAUUGGUCGAUGCGGCGGUGUACUUGGGGGCCGAGUCGAAUAUCCGAUUCAACAUGCGGGAGCGAUGGAGCGCGUUGCCGUUUCUGGUAGCUCUUCUUGGCGCGAAUGUCAGACGAUUGAACUUGCGUGGAUACAGUAUUCGGGAGACACAUUGCCGGAGGAUUGCUCAGAGAUGUUUCUAUGCGCUAAGGAACUUUUGGCUGGAUCGACAGGGGCUGACGCAGUUGGUGGAUCUUGAUCUGGGAGCACCUGGGGGGGAGGAGGAAAUGAUGUGGUGGAAGUGUAUGCCGUCGACGAUCAAGUCCUUCUCGGCAACUGCGGGCCCUGGUGGCUCAGUCGCGGUAGCAUCGAUUGUCCCGCUGCUUUUGUCGAUCCUGGCCCCUCCAAAGACCGAAUGGUCUAGCGAUCUCUUGCUGGGUGGUAUUGGACAGCGGUCAAAGUGGUGGCAUCCACUCUUCGAGAGGGAAGAGUCGAUCCUGGUGGAGGCAAGUCUUCUUCUGGCCCAGAUCGCGCACCUCCCGACCUGCCAGCAACGUCUAGUGUCGAAACCUGGAGUCAUCUGGAUGCUCGGCCGGAUGAUGGUUGAGCGGUCUCUUGUUGGCUCCAUGCCUGCUUCGAUUCGUCAUCGUCGUCGUCGCGGGAAUAAUAUUGAUCCUGAAGCUACUACUGGCGGCGAUGCCAAUGUGCCACGGGAACUGAUUGAAAAGUCGCUGUUUGAGACAUUGUCCAAGGUCAUGACGUCCGAGGAGUCUGCCAAGGCCGUGGUCUCGAACAACUCUAUUACUGAGCUCUUUGCCGCGAUCUUGGAGAUUGAUCAACCGCUUCGGUUCUACCGCGACAAAACCAUCUUUGAGCUCACAGAACCAGAGAACACUGCUCAGGGACCUGCUGAGGAGAACGAGGGAGAAGAACUCAUGGAGGAAGAACCCACCUCUGCAGCAGCCGCAGAAGAACCACAUGACGAUCAAGAAUCACCACCGAACCCACUCCGCUCACUUGAUCUCAUCCUCCCAACCCAGCGGCACCAGCAACUCCACCAACAACUCCUCCGACACUUCCAAACCGUUAUGCUCCCCCUCCGAGGCCAAUUCGAACGGAUCUAUCAGGUUGAGAAGACGGGCUUGUUGGAGAGCGAGUCGGUUCUGGGCGUUAUUUGUCGUAUGCUGACGCUUGAGAUUGAGAAGCAGCAUCUGGAGCUUGUCGAGACUUAUUCAGAGGUCAUGACCAAAGAGUGGGAAGCUCAUGUCAUCAACCUCGCCGGUUCUUCGACUGAUGCUGCCAGCGCAAAGGAAAAAGAUCCUGCGGUCCCGAUUUCGUUCCUGGUCCAGGACCGCACCAUCAUCUUCCCCGACCGAAAGUGUCUCUCCCGUGCCUCACCCUUCUUCUACACCCUCCUCCUGGGUGAUUUCCGCGAAUCAAACCAGGAACAAAUUGCCCUACAGGAUGUUGAGCCAGAUGAUAUUGAGCUACUGUUGGAGGUCCUGAGAGAGUCACGGAUGACAGUACAUCAUCUCUUGCCGGAGGAUAUGCCGUUUGAGAUGGUGAUCCGGUUGAUGAUCUGUGCGGAUCGGUUUUUGGUUGGAUUUGUGAGGCGGCUGGCGGAAGUUUGGAUCUUGGACGCCUUAGGGAGAUUGGAGGUGAAGUGUUAUGAUCUGCAGCCGACUAGGCGGAGUGAUGUUGGUGGGAAGGAUGGGACUGCGGGGUUGCAGACUACGUUGGUGGAUGGUACCAAGCGAGUGAGGAAUGAUGAUGGUUUGAUGGGAGGAUCUGGUAUAGGGUUGGGAGGAGGCGAGAAGCGACCGCGAUUGGAUCCUAGUGUGGACAUUGAUCUCGUCGACGGGAUCAACCAACACAUCGCAGAGGUCAUCAACCACAAGGACGUGGAUACGCAGAAACAACAACCAUCCAACGCUACCGCUGCUGACGUCGAUGCCAACGACGAUAACGACGAUGACAGUGGAUGCUCUGAAGGGAGGCAAAGUCCCAAAUCGCCCACCAGUACAACCACGGCAGACGGCGAAGAAGAAGCCCUCACGAUUCAGGACUGUCUCCUGAUGGUCUACGAGGCAUGCUCACACCCACACCUGAGGAGCAUCUAUUCAAGCACACACCCGUUUCACAGCCUUGUAUGGGACAUCCUCCGCAGGAUCAUGCUCCGCUUGGGGUCCAUUGCUGUGACGCCUCGUUUCGCGACGAUGCUGACCCAAGGCGGCGAAGAGCGUAUCCAGGAGUUCCUUCAGAUCCUCUAUGAACUCGCUACCGACGAGUCUGACUCUUUUCUAAUUGGAUAA